Molecule: messenger RNA, 3500 nt
Organism: Macrosteles quadrilineatus (aster leafhopper)
Lineage: Eukaryota; Metazoa; Arthropoda; Insecta; Hemiptera; Cicadellidae
Gene: Pi4KIIalpha
Product: phosphatidylinositol 4-kinase type 2-beta
Exons: 10
Coding region: 207-1619 (470 amino acids)
Biological process (GO): phosphatidylinositol phosphate biosynthetic process; Golgi organization; endosome organization
Cellular component (GO): trans-Golgi network; lysosomal membrane; plasma membrane
Molecular function (GO): 1-phosphatidylinositol 4-kinase activity
Source: RefSeq, a predicted model, not a curated record
UCUGUCUGGUGUCUGGUUUAUUUAGCUAGGCUACCUUGUAGUUGUAAUGUGUUUCUGAUAAGUUACAAUCAAUUGUUUAUAAAUUAAUAACUAGUUAUUCAUACACUUGAGUGAUUAAUUUUCAAUUUUAAACAACACAAUACAGUAAAUAGGUUAGUACAACAGGCGUUUUAUGAACUUAACCUGGUUGUCAAUGCUGUAGUUCGAUGACAGAAGAACAAUCACAGUUAAAACUGUCAUUUAAACCUGAAGACCGAACAACCUCUAUUGUUUCUCUAUCUUCUUCUGGUGUAUCAGAAGCUGAACAAAGUAUUUUGCCAGACGUGGCCUUUGCGCCAGGAUCAAGUAACAGUGGCACAAUUGAUUCUCCAAGGACUAAUCGUGAAAACCAGCCCCUUCUGGGGAGGUCGGAUAGUGAAUCAUGUAACAACUUUCCUGAUGAUCCAGCCUUUACGGAACAUCUUCGACAGGCAGAGAUAGCAAUAGACAAUGGAAUAUUGCCUGAGAGAAUAUACCAAGGGUCAAGUGGUAGUUACUUCGUAAAAAAUCCUUCAGGGAAGAUAAUUGGAGUGUUCAAACCCAAAGAUGAAGAGCCGUAUGGGAGGUUCAACCCCAAGUGGACCAAGUGGAUGCACAAGCUUUGUUGUCCUUGUUGCUUCGGACGAGCUUGUCUCAUCCCUAACCAGGGCUACUUGUCAGAGGCCGGGGCCAGCCUCGUGGACCACAAGCUAGGACUUGAUAUCGUCCCCAAGACCAGGGUUGUGAAGCUAGUCAGUCCUACAUUCAACUAUCCAAGAAUAGCUCGGGGUAAAUCACACGUGAAACAUGCAAUCAAUGAACACUUCCCUAACGUUGGUCGCCACUUCCAUCGGCUAGGUUUGAAACCAAAGAUCGGGUCUUACCAGUUGUUUGUGGAGGGCUACAAAGACGCAGAAUACUGGCUGAGGCAGAUGGAACUUGAGCCUCUGUCCCCUUACCUGCAGGAGCAGUUCAGACUACAGUUUGAGCGCUUGGUCAUCCUGGACUACAUCAUCCGCAACACAGACCGAGGGAACGACAACUGGCUCAUCAAGUACACACUACCCAACAUAUCCACAUCCCCAGUGCCUCCUCCACCCUACACUGGGGACACAGAAAUGCAGGACGCCACUGAUUGGAAUGUAGUGGAGAGACCUGAAGUAAAGAUUGCUGCAAUAGACAACGGACUUGCAUUCCCCUUCAAACAUCCAGACUCUUGGAGAGCUUACCCUUACCAUUGGGCAUGGCUGCCUCAAGCCAAAGUCCCGUUCUCACAAGAGACCAAGGAUUUGGUGCUGCCUCAUCUGUCAGACAUGAACUUUGUACAAGACAUGUGUGAUGAUCUCCACCAGCUCUUCAAGCAAGACAAGGGGUUUGAUCGUCAUCUCUUUGAGAAACAAAUGAGUGUGAUGCGAGGCCAGAUACUGAACUUAACCCAAGCACUCAAAGACAACAAAAGUCCUGUGCAGCUUGUACAGAUGCCUGCGGUUGUGGUUGAGAGGUCUAAGGGGAGAGUUGGGACUACAUCAAGAUUCAGAUCAUUCAGUGACACUUUCACUCAACGCUUCCAGAACAAGAGUCCUUUCUUCUCAUGGUGCUGAUGUUCCGGGGCAACAUUAAUGUGCCUUUACUGUUUGGUGGCUUCUGAAGUGAACACUAUCAUAAUCCAUGUGAUACAUUACCUUUAAUAAAACCAUUAUAUUAUAUACAUACCAUAUUUACCAUAGCUUUUCAUAAAUGUUCCUCUAUGCUAUUCUUAAAAUGUUUUUAUUACCGGUAUCAUUUUAGCCUUAAUCUUACAUUAUUAGGCUUCAACUUGUAUAACAAAUAUCGUUAGCCCAAUAUCUUUAUCAGUUGUUCUAGGAAAGCAAUCCGUAUUAACACGUUUUCAGUUUUGUAGCAUUCAUAAUUUAAUUUUUAUAAUUUCUCACGUAGAAGUAUGCAAUGAAAGAAAUUACGUCACUGCUUUUCAUAACUAUUGUUAUUGUAUAAUUUUGUAAUUUUGCGUAUUAGUUUGUGUUAGGUAAUAUAUUUCAAUGCUUGUUAUUUAUUUUAAUUCAGUUGUAAUGUGCUAGGAUAGCAGGAACUCAGGCUGGUUUCAUUUAGUUUAUAUAAUUAUCAGCAAAAUUUGAUACAGUACUCAGUAUAUAGUUUCAGUGUACUUUCUUUAGAAUUCACAAUGAAAUUUAUCAUUAUUUUCUCUCACUAUCAGCAAUACCCAACUUAUCAUCAGAAAUGUAUUCUCUACUCAAACAGAGAUAUAGUAUCAUAUUAAUUGUGUACUUUAAAACUUUUUGUAUAUUGUCAGAAAGUUUUGAAUAAUUUGUAUAUGUUAUAUUUUGUUAAGAGGUCUUAAAGUUUAACAUCCAAUAACAUUAUAAUUGUUAUUAAUGUUAUUUAAUAAGCAAGUGUUAGUAUAAUAUAUAGGCCCCUGUUUUAAUUUUUUAAUCAGUCUAAUAUAUAAUUAAGAUUACUGGAUUCAACCAAAAACGUUUUCUCAAGAUAAAUUAAGUAAUUUCCUGCAAUUUUAAAAUCUAUCAAGCAGGUUCUAUUAUUAUUAAGGCCUUUUCACACCGGCGUACUGGACGUACUGUACGUUUGGUACGUUUUUUUUUCAACAAAUCGCUGUCCAUGUUAUCAUAUGGGCUCGUUCACACCGCGCGUACAGAACGUACUGUACGUACAGUACGUACGCGAUGGUUUUGUGAGAAUCGCUCGGAGAGCGAUUUUUCUAAAUCGUACGAGGCGUACGCGAGCUCGCGCAUGCGCAGUGGUCACACCAAAACCACGUGCUCAGCCAGUGUUACUUGUCUGACUGCAAACGAACAAGUGUACGUUUUGGAAGUUUCUGUGCGGUGUGAAAGGACCGCGUACUGUACGAACUGGCCGUACCAAACGUACAGUACGUCCAGUACGCCGGUGUGAAAAGGCCUUUAAAAGCGGUAAACCAAGUUUUAUUUAUACUUUUUAUUGAAAUAUUUCAAAUUAAUGGUUUAUUAAUAUAUUUCUUAAAUUUACAUUCUAUUUUGGGAAAACACAAAAUCUUGUCAAUUUAAACUACAUAGGCAAUUAAUUUAUUCCUUAUUUAUCUAUACAUAUUUUGAUUUUCUUCGUUUUGAAAUGUGUGUUGUAUUCAUGAAAAAAACUUCUCUCAAUGUAUAAUAUUUUGUUGUGAUAUCUGAUGUAUAAUGAUUCUACAAAUGAAUGUUCACCACCUUGUUUCUGGACAAAGCUGUUAACUAAUUUUCCAUAGAGUUAGGCAUUAUACAAGGUUUAUUUUUUACCUUUACUAAAAGUUGAUAUUCACUGUUGUUAAUGUUUGCUGUAUCUGUUUUUGCAUUUGCUAGUCUUCAUCUGUGAUAUGGUCAAGCAGUUUAAGUGGUUGUGACUGCUAUUCUAGGCAUGUACAUGUAAAUCAUGCCAGUAAUUCAAACAGUUGUGUAAAACAGAUGUAAAUAAAAUUUUAAAAUUAUAUUUUAUAA